AUAUUACCAUUAGAGUAAGAAGGAAUAAUUGUGUCACUUGUAUGUAGGUUAGAUAGUCUCUUAAAUUGCAUAUACUCACAUACAUAUAAUAAAACACAACAAAAUAUUACGGCGAGAGGACUAUUUAUUAUAUCCCCUUUCUGUGUUUGAAUGCUAAUAUAAAAGCAUAUUGAAAUUUGUUUAUAAAACACGCAAAAACGAAGUAUUUUAUAAUGGCAGAAACUGUUUUAAGUUCCGGUGAAAAGACUUUCAUUCUCCAUGGAAUAGAUGCAGACUUUAGAAAUGAUGGUAGGCGACGAUGCGAAUAUCGAUCAAUGGAAAUUGAAACUAAAUUAAUGCCACAAACACAUGGAUCUGCAAGAUUACGCAUAGGAAAUACGGAUAUACUUGUUGGCAUUAAAAUAGAACUUGAUGUACCUCACGCUGACAGAUCAAAUGAAGGAAAAUUAGAAUUUUUUGUUGAUUGUUCUGCUACUGCAACUCCAGCAUUUGAAGGAAAAGGUGGUGAUGAUUUAGCAACUGAAAUAAGUAACAUUUUAACAGCUGCUUAUCAAACGCGUAAUGCUUUUGAUUUAAGGACAUUAUGUAUUUUACCUCAUAAGAAAUGUUGGAAAAUAUAUGUUGAUAUUUUGAUUCUUCAGUGUGGUGGCAAUCUUUUUGAUGCAGUAGGAAUUACAGUUAAGGCUGCAUUAAAUAGUACAGAAAUACCAAAAAUUACAGCUGCGACUCUGGAUGGUGGGGAACCAGAUAUUGAAUUAUCAGAUGAUGCUUAUGACUGCAUAAAAUUAGAUACCAGCAAUUAUCCAAUUAUUGUUACACUGUGCAAAAUUGGUGAUAAUUACAUCGUGGAUCCAACCUCGGAAGAAGAAGUAUGUAGUGCAAGUAGUAUUGUCAUGUCUGUAUUACCAAAUGGUAAAGUUUCAUCAGUGAUUAAGUUGGGUUAUGGGAGUAUUCAGUCUAAUACUUUUAUCAAAAUGUUGCAAAUGGGUAAAAAUAUAGGAUUACAAUUAAAUGAAAGUCUUAUGAAAGCACUGAAAAAAGAAAGUCAACUUGGACAACGAAGACAAAUAUUAGGAUUUCUUAGAUAAAUAUUUGUAAUAAAUAUAAGUAUACCUUUCAUCCUAAAUAUAAUUUAAUUUUACAUAUAAA
Messenger RNA from Bombus pyrosoma, 1149 nucleotides. It is a transcript of the gene Rrp42, whose product is annotated as exosome complex component RRP42. Lineage: Eukaryota; Metazoa; Arthropoda; Insecta; Hymenoptera; Apidae. Gene Ontology annotation, cellular component: cytoplasmic exosome (RNase complex); nuclear exosome (RNase complex). Gene Ontology annotation, biological process: nuclear polyadenylation-dependent rRNA catabolic process; U5 snRNA 3'-end processing; TRAMP-dependent tRNA surveillance pathway. Bases 213 to 1088 code for a protein of 291 amino acids. The record is from RefSeq and is a predicted model, not a curated record. The transcript is spliced from 6 exons.